AUGUGGGACAAAGUGGCGCGAGUUCUUCUCCAGGACCCUGAGGUUCCCAACAUUACGAAGCGCUUCUGGUCAGGAAUACCUCCCCCUGUAGAAGUAGGUGACAUCGUCAGAGUGCUGGAGACAGGUUCCACCAUUGUGCAGCGUGGCGAGUACCAAGUCGUUGGUGUACAAGGAGAUGAAUACAUCGUGGAGAAGGACGGGGAGAGAACAAACGUUCCGCGAGACCGUCUGCUCCUCACAAUAAAAGAAAAAAUUUGCUUGGAAGAUAUGGAGGAGAUAUUCGAGUUGGCCGGGGUCAGAGACGCCUUCCAGAAAACUUUAGAGACGGGCGACCCUCGUUAUUUGCAGGCUGCCAUGAAAGCCUCCGAAUCUUUUCAUUCCAUGAGACAACUGCCUGGCAUCAAAGCAAGCCCGCUUCAGGAGCCCGGAAAAGAACGGCGUAAGCCGGAUCCAGCGGAGAUGAGCAAUAUAUACACCUCAGACUCCGCAGUAAAAGUGUGUGAACGUAUGGGAGAGGAUGAGAAGCGACUGGUCGCAGCUGGGUAUGUUCGGGCCUGA
Messenger RNA from Eimeria mitis, 558 nucleotides. RefSeq lists its product as uncharacterized. The record is from RefSeq and is a predicted model, not a curated record. Bases 1 to 558 code for a protein of 185 amino acids. The transcript has 7 exons. NCBI's taxonomy places the organism in Eukaryota, Apicomplexa, Conoidasida, Eucoccidiorida, Eimeriidae.